AAAUCAGCUGUCAUCUGUCAAAUCGAUGUUUAUUUUCUAUUGCUAGAUUGUGUGUGCAUGAUUUUGCAAUAAAUUAAUAUUUCUUUGUUUCUGGUAAAGUAAACAAAAAAAAUAUCAAAAUGUUUCAGUUUGGUUUCAACAUGUUUCAUGAAAUAUCGAGGCCUUUCAACAUGACCUACAGAUGCUUCUCAGUGUCCAUGCUGCCAGGAAACGAGAGACAGGACGUUGAGAGGGGAGGCAAAAUAAUCAUGCCACCGUCAGCGCUAGAGCAGCUUACAAGGUUGAAUAUAGAGUACCCCAUGAUCUUCAAACUGACCAACAAGAAGUCCAAGAGGUCCACACACUGCGGAGUGCUGGAGUUUGUGGCUGAUGAGGGGAAGGUGUACUUGCCACACUGGAUGAUGGCCAAUUUGGUAAUGGAGGAGGGUACUAUGCUCCAGAUUGAGAGUGUGUCCCUGCCCGUUGCAACAUUCUCCAAGUUCAAACCACUUUCUGAAGACUUCUUAGACAUAAGCAAUCCUAAAGCAGUACUGGAGAACUGCCUACGUAACUUCUCAUGCCUGACGACCGGUGACGUCAUCGCCAUCAAGUACAACUCCAAAGUGUACGAGCUGUGCGUGCUGGAAACAAAACCUGGAAAUGCGGUCAUCAUCAUCGAGUGCGAUAUGAACGUAGAAUUCGAAUCUCCCGUCGGCUACAAGGAAGAGGAGCGUACAAGCCAUGAGGCCCAGGGCGAGGCGGAACACGACCCCGCAGCCCUCAUGCCCGAACCGAGCGGCUUCGUGCCCUUCAAGGGGGAGGGAAACAGGCUGGAUGGCAAGAAGAAGAAGCUGGUCAGCGAGAGCGACUCGGAGCCGGCGACGCAAAGUCGGCAGCCCUACGUCCGCGGCAUCCCCGACUACGACUACCAGAUCGGCACGAUCCGGUUCAUCCGCACGCGGCCGUCCAGCGCGCGCGAGGAGGCGCCCAUCCAACCCUUCGAGGCCUUCAAGGGCGAGGGCUUCACGCUGCGCACUGCCAAGUCCAACUAAUUACGUCUGCUCAUGUUUCAACCACGAAAGGCACGCUCCGAGCGUAUAUUGGUUAAAACAAUUGUACACGUUCGGAGCGUGCAUUUCGUAGGGCUCGGGUUAACCUGUCCUCAGUACGGAUAUCUCCAGCCAAAAAAAAACCAUAACAUUUGUCAAGGCCUUGAGAAAAAAGCAACCCUCUAUAUAGCCGGGCCGGAGAUCUCCGUCCAGUAUUUUGUGCCCCAUAUUUGUUACGUAUGGAGAUCUCCGGGCCAUUUUAACCCCAGUUAAAAAGCAGUUUUAUUAAAAUCAGCUCGGGUGCAAAAAAAAUCCAUCGUAACGACCCUGGGAUGGCCCGCGCGGGUGGUGAGCGGGAGACAAGGGCAACAAAUAAUAGGCCAUUGGCCGGUAAUCUCCGGCCUGGGUAGAUAGAGCGGUGUUUUUUUUUGACAGCUUGUAGAUGACAGGUUAAGGGUAGCUAAAGGCUUUGUCACACUGCAGCGUGGCACGUGUUAUGCUUUCGAUCCGAUCUCACGGUACAGGGCGGGGGUAAUGUCUGCGCCUGGCUUAGACCCCGCUGCAGUAUGACGAAGCCUCAAGGCAGGUGUUUGGAUCAAGCCGCGAAUAGACGCAAGGAGUUCAAGGGGGGUUUUCGCGGCGCACUGCCAAUGUUUUACCUAGUACUCGUGACCUGCUAUAUAAAAAAUCUCAUACGGCGAAAAAUUUGAAAAUUAAGUUAACCAAUAUUGGUCAUCAGAUAGGUCUGACUUGAGCCAAUUGAACCUGCUCCAUCUUAGCACUCCAAUUCAAGAGUGAUAGAGACAGAGAUACAUAAACUGAGAAAUUUAUGACAGCCCCCAAGAUAACAGAAUUGGCUGCUGAAUUCCUUAUUCAAUAAGGAACAGUGGAAAUUAGAAAUAAUACCGUGUCGUAAGGUAGAGUAGGACCGAGCUAACUCUGACAAAGUGUGGCAACAACGGGCAUCGGCUAAAGGUUGUGGCGCCAUCGCGCGAAACGAUGCCGCCAUACCUUUGGCCUUUGAUCUUUUAGAUUGCGCCACUUUUUGAUAUUUAACAAAUUUAACACAUAUCAGUGAAAGAAUAAGGAUCAAAGUCAAAUGGCGUUCUUAAAGUUUUAAUCAUGUGUCGAAAGAUGGCAGUAAACUUACUGUGGCUACAAGGUUUUCUUUGACAAUCCACCUCUACUUCAAAUUCUCUUUGGUAACCGUCAUAAUUUCAUAGAAGUUUGAAAUAAAACUUGCGCCAUCUGGGCUAUCAAAAUCGCUGCCAACUUAGCUUGGUCUGACUCUAGCUCUCUUGGUGUCACGGUCACAUGAAUGAAUUAGAGAGAACAUAAGAUACGCUAAUAAUUUUUAAAAUAAAAGGCCACUACUAUCAUGUAUGAGAACGCUAUUUCUUGAGCUAUCCUUUCUGGCAAUAUUUACCAUUCCAUGUUUGUAUUAAAUUUAUUGAAAAAUAAUACUAAUAAUAGUGAUAGAAAUAAUUUGUCAAACAUGUUUUGUGGCCUCAUCCUUAGUAGAUUUUAUACAUACGCUGCUGUUGUACUGAAAGAUUCUGUGAAAUAAAUACACGUGAUCUCUA
Molecule: messenger RNA, 2611 nt
Organism: Cydia pomonella (codling moth)
Lineage: Eukaryota; Metazoa; Arthropoda; Insecta; Lepidoptera; Tortricidae
Gene: Ufd1-like
Product: ubiquitin fusion degradation protein 1 homolog
Exons: 7
Coding region: 120-1031 (303 amino acids)
Cellular component (GO): VCP-NPL4-UFD1 AAA ATPase complex
Molecular function (GO): polyubiquitin modification-dependent protein binding
Source: RefSeq, a predicted model, not a curated record